Messenger RNA from Acipenser ruthenus (sterlet), 5887 nucleotides. RefSeq names its product zinc finger protein 768-like. Gene Ontology annotation, cellular component: nucleus. The coding region runs from base 359 to 1813 and encodes 484 amino acids. The transcript has 2 exons. NCBI's taxonomy places the organism in Eukaryota, Metazoa, Chordata, Actinopteri, Acipenseriformes, Acipenseridae. The record is from RefSeq and is a predicted model, not a curated record.
CACAGAGUAACGUGUUUCAUUUGUAAAAUGUUUAAACCGUGAUGUGGGCGGCCCGGCUGCUUCGGAUGCAUUAAUGCAAUAACUGAUCGCCUCUGCAGAUGCGCUGAUUUGAAGAGCCUGUGUUUUGUGAGACGCUGUUUAUUCGGACCCGGGUCGCAUUAUGUCUGUCAGUGUUACACAGGCUUGGGUCCGACCCCAUUGUGUUAUUAACAGCGUCGGUCGAGUUUUAAAACCAGGUUUGCAUUGUCAGGUUUGUUUCUUCAGCGCUACGUGUCCGGGGAGAGGAGAGGAGGAAAGCUGGGAGGUGGGACAGAAAGAAAGAUAGGGAAUAAUAGAGAGAGAGAUAUCCUUUCUUAAAAUGGACAUCAACAGCUCUGCCUUUCCAGCUGGUGCUAAAAACACGCACAGCGACCUGGGAACACGAACUAAACAAAAGAUUCCUGGGAGCUCCAUGGAAUUCUACUUCUCGGAAUGCUGUGACCGGAAUGCCGCCACGGAAUCAGACUUCAGCGAGUUCAGCGAUCCCGACAGUCAGCCCAUCGACCUUUCCACGAAGAAGAGGAGCCCAAAACUGGGCAGCGCUGCACACCCCUCUGCACCCCAGGCAGCCCCAACGAGGGGCCCCCUGUGCCUCAGACUGACUCUGGAAAAACGUGAAGGCAUCAGCGCGGCACCUCCUGCUGUGCAGGAGGAGGUACUGCAGGCUAGGAGCAAGAAAAUCGACUCAUUGAUUUUAAACAACUCAUCUGGCAGCUGCGCAGAUAACAGCAACGGCUUGAGAAUCGUGAAACUGUACAAAGCCGAGAGGAAAGAUGUGGGAGUGGAAAGGGAUAACCAAAGUCUGUGUGUCGCACGCUGGCUCAAAACUGAAGACCAGGAGGUUGAAAUCUCGGAGGGUCUGGGUGGUAAAGGUGGCAUGGCGGAUUGCAUUAAGAGAGAGAGGGAGGAGGAGGGAGAAGGAGAGGGGCAGGCUGGGAGGAGCCCCUCCUCCGACUCAGACGCUUCCUGCGAAUCAGGAACGAGGGGGCCGGGAGGGGGCGGGGGUGUGCUGCUGAUCGACGACAAAGGCAUCCCGUACACAGUCACGCUGGCGGGAGAGCGCGUCUCUGAUUCUGAAGUGCCGGACCACACCUCGAACUCCGUGAAACUAACUAAGCACGCUGCCAGAACGCCGCUGAUCCGUGGGAAAUCCACCGCGAAGCGGGAGGGCUUGGAAAUCCCAACCGACAGCGAGACCGGCAGAGCCCCCGAACUCCCCGGGACCCCGAUAACCGAACCUUCGACCCCACCAGUGAAACAGGAACAGGCUCCCGUCUCUCAGACAGCGACGGGCAGGACACAGACCCCGGAGCCUCUGAUCCCCCCCAGGCGCAUACUCUACUGUGAGGUCUGCUUCCGAGCCUUCUUUUACCUGUCCGAUCUGGAGCGGCACAGCAUCACGCACUCGGAGAGCAAGCCGCACGCCUGCACGCAGUGCGGGAAGCGCUUCAAACGAUCGAGCCACCUGGAGCGGCACAAGCACAUCCACACGGGCCAGCGCAACUUCGCCUGCGCGGUGUGCGGGAAGCGGUUCCGCGAGGCUGGGGAGCUGCUGCGGCACCAGCGGGUCCACACCGGGGAGAAGCCGUACCAGUGCGAGGGCUGCAGGAUGAGAUUCGCAGAGCGCAACACGCUGCGCAGGCACACGAAGCGCAAGCACGCCCGCGAGGGGCUGUACAUGCAGGGGGCAGGGACCCCGGACAAUAAGGACUGGUACUCCAGCUCUGGGCUGGGGGAGGAAGAGGGGGAGGAGGAGGGGGAGGUGGGCUCUUGAGAGAGCAAGGAGCUUUUAAAAUUUUUAAAAUGUUGAUUUGACGACAGUAUGCCCCCUUCUUUGAUGGAUUUGUAAUAAGUUAUUUUGUACAGCCGACACUGUCUCUUCUAUCAGUUAGUAUGUCCAGUUGACCCUAGGGAUGCUGGGAGCUGCAGUUCUUUGUAUUGUGGCAGUUCAGAUAGCUGCAGUAUAAAGAUAUAUGGGUACACAUACACUAGAAAUGCUGCUUGAGACCGAAUCAGAAUAAAAACCACAGCUCCCAGCAUGCCCCAGCACUAUCAGUAAGAGUGAGGGAUGCUGGGAGGUGUAGUUCUUGAUGCUGUGACAGUAUAAUAUGAUGAUUGAGUUUACACUUUCCCCCUCAUAGACCCCAGUGUUAGAUGUUAAAGCCAGGCUGCCCUGUAGCCAAGUUUCAAGAGCAAGGCUACAGGAAAGAGCUGCAGACAAUAAGCAGCAGAUAUUAUACCUCCCCAUUGAAACCUAUUAGCAGCAAGUACACUUUGCUCAGAGUGUAGAUCUCACACUCACAAUGUCAUGACAAGCAUUCAAAACGCUUAAACCACAACAGGAUUCAGUGCAUAGAGAUAGUACUUGAAAGCUACAAGUUCUGUAUAAACAGAUUAAGUUUUUUUAAACGGAUUUAGAUUUAAUGGCAUAUAAUUAGGGCUGUAUUUUUUUCACUGUAAAAAAAGUCUAAAAAUAGGUAUUUCAAGUUUUAAAAAAUAGCGUUGUCACAUUUCAAAAAUUCAUAAUUUUCUUUAGAGUUAAUAUAUGACAGACGUUCCUAAAUGUUUAAAUGCUCACCUGAAAAACAGUAAAUGCUAAAUUGUAGAAUAUUUAGUUUAUGUCCACCUUUUAAAGAUGGUGUUCACCAUCAGUGAAUAAAAACAUAAAUAAAUGUAAAUAUAACAACAGACACGUGAAUUGUUCCACACUUACACCGGACAGAGCGAUCUUUUGCAGAAAUAUUUCCGAUCUUUGGUGCAGCUGGUGUCUUUCUCGUUGAAGUCAUUUUAAAGAAGUCGUGCUGCUCUGUGCAGUGCAUGUUCAGUCAUUUACCAGAAGCAAAUUAAACCGGCUGCCAGGUUCCUAAAUGCAGCGUAACAGGCAGUGCGUUAAUAAAGAGAACGUUUGCUGUAUUUAUUUUUAAGUGAUAAAACAUAUGCCUGUUUACACUGUUCUUUCAGAAAUGGGUAGUUUCACAAGGAACUACAUAUUACACAGCAAUGAUAACCCUGAGAAAGAUAAACCUCACUUCUGAUAUGUUUCAAAGUGUUGGGCGUGGCAUUCUCUUGUACUCUUUGUAUGACAGACCCUCCCUGACACAGCAAAGAGUGCACGAGAAUGAAACACUCUCUCAACACUCACAAACAUAUUAUAAGAGACACCCGACACACCACAGAUUAGCUGAUAUAAAACGGAGGUACAGGGAGAGAGGAGAGGGAGGGUCUGUCAUGCAAGAGAAUGAAACACACUCUGUACGUGACUAGAAGGAGACACCCAACACUACAAUACUGGGGCAUGUUGUCAGCUCGAAUUCUUUAGACAUAAAAGUUUCAUUUUUGGAUUUUAAAAAGCCCUGAUUGGCAGUUCACACAGUUUCCAGUGAUUGAUUAUCCCUACCCAGGGUUUCAAAAUCCAUUCUCUUACUAGCUUAUUAGCUUUAUGAGCAUUAUCACUGCGCCUCCCUUUAAAGGAGGGCUCACCAUGUAGUUGCCUGCUGUGUAAUUUGCGUAACACAGGCUGGAUCAGCCAAAGUGUCUUUACAUGAGUGCAGAUCCGGAGCACUGCCAGCAAAGCAAGGGAACACCCUGAGGGGCAGUCCACUAGAUGGCGCUGGCUCUCUCUUAUAUAGAGAUCUACCUGCUGUGCUGCAUGGCCCUGGCAGCAGCUCCUGAACUCACAGGUAAAGCAGCACAGACUACAAAUAACGUAAAUAAACACAGCGUUUGAGUGGUUGCAGUGUAAAGAAGCACUCGGAAUGAUUGCAAACAUCAUCAAACAGGGGUGAUAUAAAAAGUAUUGAAACGGCCAUUUGCAGCUGUAAGUACAGUUUCGUUCAGUGGAGCGUCAAUUAUCCAGACUAACUGCAACCGAUGUCAGUUCAGAUGUUCACAUUGAUUGGUUAAUCAAAUCAUAUAUUUAAUAAAACAAUUUCUAAUCUUGCAGCACAUGUGUAGCAAAUCCCCCUGGAUUACUCUACAGUGCCAUGCAAUCUGAAUAUAUGCACUGCUGUACUAAUUUAGAGCACAUGGGCACUGUAGAUCUGAGCAACACUGAACAAAAUGAACACAAGUGACCCAAAUGAGCAUUCUGAUGACUGAACAGCUGGGAUGAUUGGUUCUCCACAGUAUUGUACAGAAUCGUUCCAAUGAUUGGCUCUCCACAGUAUUGUACAGAGUCGUUCUGAUGAUUGGCUCUCCACUGUAUUGUACAGAGUCGUUCUGAUGAUUGGCUCUCCACAGUGUUGUACAGAGUCGUUCUGAUGAUUGGCUCUCCACUGUAUUGUACAGAGUCGUUCUGAUGAUUGGCUCUCCACAGUAUUGUACAGAGUCGUUCUGAUGAUUGGCUCUCCACUGUAUUGUACAGAGUCGUUCUGAUGAUUGGCUCUCCACUGUAUUGUACAGAGUCGUUCUGAUGAUUGGCUCUCCACAGUAUUGUACAGAGUCGUUCUGAUGAUUGGCUCUCCACUGUAUUGUACAGAGUCGUUCUGAUGAUUGGCUCUCCACUGUAUUGUCGUUACCCUCCCUCCUUCCUCCCCAACGCAGUAUAACUGAAGACUGACUUUUAUAAGACUUCUAAGAACAUUUUGUUCAUGUAUAUUUUUGUUUGUUCUGCUAAAACAACACACACGGGCCUGGCCUCUGCAUUAGGACCUGCCUGCCUGUCUGAUCGGGUUUGGUGUUGUCCUGGUGUGGUUCAUCUUCUUUUGCUAUACCAUGGGUCCCUCUAUUACGCUGAAGGGGUGAACGAACACUAAGCAUCGCUGCGGACCCCCAACAAUGCUGAACCCCGACUUUCAAGAUGAUAACGCCCCUGUCCGCCGUGCCAGGAUUGUGAUCGGUUUGAGGAGCGCGACAGAGAGACUUCAGGCAUCUUCCACGGCCACCACAAUGAUCUCGACCCGUCUGAACGACUCGUCAUCACGACCCCCUGCCUGCCUCUGUGUGCUCAGGAUUAAUGAGGGAGCGGAUCCACAGAGACACCUUCCAACACCUUGUGGAGUCGAGGUCACAUCAAGGCUGAGAUCAAACAGUGACCGAUAGCAGGGACAGGUGCUAACGAAGUGACUGGGCUGUUUAUUAUACAAAUAUGAAAGAAAAAAAGAACAAAAGACUCACUGGAGUGCCGAGACCAAACUCUAAAGAUGGACAAAUAUAGAAAAUUAAUAAAAUGGUGCCAUUGUCAUGUUUUAAAAAUGAUAUGCUGUAACAAAUCAUGGCUACAUUAAAACAAACUGAGAUGCAAUUGUACUUGAGUAGAUAUGAAUUUAAAAAAGUGUUAAAAAAUCCAUCAUUUAAACACUACACUGCUAACCAAGGUUUCUAAAUCCAUUCCCUAACCUCUUAAUAGUUGUAUUAACAUUAUCACUGGUUCCUUUCUUUAAAGGGGCGCUGACCAAUUUUAAAAUCCACUCUCUUACCUCUCAUUAGCUUUAUUAACAUGAUCGCUGGCCCCCUUCAAAGGAGUGCUGACCGUCUUUUAAAAAAACAUCUAUUAUUAUUAUAGACGACAUGAAUUUCAGCACCAUUUAGCAUUUCAAAAUUGGAAUUUAUUAAAUAGUAUCUUAAUACGAAACUGGCUCCAUUUUGGCUCUGGAGCAGAGUCGCCGUUUAGCCAAAGGAAUGCAAUUUCGUUAUAAUAGCGUGAGCCGCACACACACGGAUUCAAUAACGUGUCUGCCGACACUAAGAUAGUCCAACCCCUCGCAUGCCCGCGCCUUUAAGGUGGUCCUAACAAAACAUGUCGGAGACUGUGUCAGACAAAGCCUGUCCAAAAUCCGGAUGGGGAUGCAGACCCAGCCGAACCGGCACCGAGCCAAACUGAACCGAACCAGAAGCGUUCGUGAAAGGU